AUUAUCGGGAAGGCAAACGAACAUUGUGAAAAUGGGGUGCAGUGCCAGAUACUGUUUAUUGACUUUAGCCUUGUGCCUAGUGACUGAACAAGCGUUUGGUGUAAGAGUGAUGCCCAAAAGGAAAAAAGAAGCGAUAAACGCAGCCGAUGACCAAUCGACUUCAGCAUCAUGGUGGCAAGCGGGUACAGCGACACCAUUCCGGGACAGCAGCAAUGGAUUCGCUUCAACUCACGGCAUCGUCCAAACUCACCCCACUGCCAACGAUCCGUUUGCGUCGUUUGGAGGAAUAGAAAGCACAAUUGGACCUUCGUCUAACCCCUUCGCUCAGACAAGCGGCAGCGGCCCGCUUAGCGGAACAUUCAGAAGCAAUCCGCUUCCACCGCUAUCGCGAAGUGCUAACGGCAAGGCAGGACUAAAGCAUUUGGACUUCACCAGCAGCGCAACAGCUGAACUCCGAAGAAAUCCAGCGUUGUCUGCCCCGGAUGAGUGCGCUAGAGCUUGCAGGGAAAACGAGCCACCAAGAAUUUGCUACUACCACUUUACCUUGGAGUUUUACACUGUUCUCGGAGCGGCGUGUCAAGUAUGCACACCAAACGCAACUAACGUCGUGUGGUCACACUGCCAGUGUGUUUUGGCUGAUGGAGUCGAGCGUGGUAUCUUAUCAGUGAACAGAAUGUUGCCUGGACCAUCCAUACAAGUAUGUGAAAACGAUAAAGUCGUGAUUGAUGUCGAAAACCAUAUGGAGGGAAUGGAAGUGACUAUUCAUUGGCACGGUAUCUGGCAAAGAGGCUCACAAUACUAUGACGGUGUGCCUUUUGUUACGCAAUGUCCUAUUCAACAAGGCAACACUUUCAGGUAUCAAUGGCAAGGUAAUGCCGGUACACAUUUCUGGCACGCGCAUACUGGUCUUCAAAAAUUGGACGGUCUCUACGGCAGUAUUGUUGUACGUCAACCUCCUUCCAAAGAUCCUAACAGCCAUCUAUACGACUACGACUUAACAACCCACGUAAUGCUCAUCAGUGAUUGGCUUCACGAAGACGCUGCUGAAAGAUAUCCAGGUCGCUUAGCCGUUAACACUGGACAGGAUCCUGAAAACGUACUAAUCAACGGAAAAGGACAGUUCAGAGAUCCCAAUACUGGAUUCAUGACUAAUACACCACUCGAAGUGUUCACUAUCACUCCAGGAAGAAGAUACAGAUUCAGAAUGAUAAACGCGUUUGCUUCAGUCUGUCCAGCGCAGGUCACUUUCGAAGGCCAUAAUCUAACUGUAAUUGCCACUGACGGUGAACCCGUCCAGCCUGUCCAAGUCAAUACUAUUAUCUCGUUCUCUGGUGAACGAUACGAUUUUGUAAUCGAAGCUAACAAUAUCCCGGGCGCGUACUGGAUUCAAGUACGUGGUCUUGGAGAAUGUGGUAUUAAAAGAGCUCAACAACUGGGAAUUCUUCGAUACGCUAGAGGACCUUACCAGCCGUCCACUCCUCCACCAACCUACGACGUUGGAAUACCGCAGGGAGUGGUAAUGAACCCCUUGGAUGCCAGAUGUAAUGAACCCAGGAAUGACGCUAUUUGCGUCAGCCAGCUGAAAAAUGCAAGACACAUCGAUCCCGCUAUUUUACAAGACAGACCCGAUGUAAAAAUUUUCUUGCCAUUCCGUUUCUUCGUAUACAGGCCAGAAAUGCUUUUCCAGCCGAAUACUUACAACAGAUACUUAGUUGCCCCGCAAGGAGAUCAUGUUAUCAGUUUAAUCGAUGAAAUCUCUUAUAUGUCCCCACCCGCUCCUCUUAUCAGCCAGUUUGACGACAUUAAUCCCGAUCAGUUUUGUAACGGAGAUAAUAGACCAGCGGACUGUGGACAAAACUGCAUGUGCACACACAAAAUUGAUAUUCCACUGAACGCGGUAGUAGAAAUCGUUCUUGUAGACGAAGUACAAUCCCCAAAUCUGUCUCACCCGUUCCAUCUCCACGGGACGCCAUACAAUGUGAUCGGUAUGGGUCGAUCUCCAGACAAAAACAUUAAGAAAAUCAACCUCAAGCAUGCUCUAGAUUUAGACAGGAAAGGCCUAUUACACAGACAGUACAAUCUACCGCCAUUCAAAGACACACUGGCGGUGCCUAAUAACGGAUACGUCGUGUUAAGAUUAAAGGCUGAUAAUCCAGGAUAUUGGCUGUUCCACUGUCACUUCAUCUACCACAUCGUCAUCGGAAUGAACUUAAUACUGCACAUAGGGACACAAUCUGAUCUACCGCCGGUGCCUCCGAACUUCCCCCGCUGUGGCCACCAUUUGCCGUCGAUAUCACCACCCUACUAUCCAAUAAUACACUAGCCACUUGCAUUUUCUCUUAGAAUUGAACAAUAAUUUAGUUAGGUCAUCAAAUGUACGGCGGCAUGAUUUAAACUUCAACGUCAAGUACUGCCAUAAUUUAUUUUGUUGUUAAAAAUAUCAACGUCCGACCAACUAACAAUGCAAACUACAAAUUACACCUAGAAAACCAAAGCUCCUGUUACUUUUUUCUUACUUGUUAUGCUCUUUUUAAUUGUUUUUUUUUAUUUUUUCUAGGCGAAGAGAUUUACGUUUCAUUUUAACAGCUCCAUCUUUGUAUUAUAGUUUUGUACAUAAUAAUUAAGUGAACUCGCAUAAAUAAUUUUAAUUACUGUAGGUAUAAUUUUGUUUUAUGUACAACCAAAAUAACUUAAAGGCUAUAAAAUAUUAACAGACAUGUCGAAAUAAUAUUUUAUAUUAAAAAUUUUAACGUUACAAAGUAUUAUGAAAUGGUAAAAGUAUUAACGUCUCAAAUAGCAUCUCAGUUUUUCAUAUCGUAUUUUUAUUUAAAUUUCAUUUAUAUCCGAAUGUUACCCAAGAUUUUAGAAAUUCUAAAUAUUAGUUUUAUUUAUAUUAAGUUUAUUUAAAAUAAUUAAUAAAAUGGGUCAACAUUCGAAUAAAUAUGAAUUAUUUUGAUAAUUAACAUGAGGAUUACAGUAAUUUUAAUGAAAAUUAUUUAUGUUUACACAAAAUUCAGCAAUGUGUUACAAUAUUUCGGUGUGGAAAUAUACAAAUAAUAUAUUUAUUAUUCAUUGCAUUUUAUAUGGGUAGAGAUAAUAUUGUUAGAUCAUAAAAUGUGUUAGAUGCGAUCCUGAUAAAUAUUUUUGAUGAUAUUUAUUACGGUCUUAAAGUCUAGCUUCGCUCAUUUAAGUUCGCACUACAGUCAAAUUGUAUUAUAAUUAACAACAUAUAUUUUCAUAUCUUUUCACUUUAUCAUCAUUCCGCGAAAGGCAAAUUAAUUUCAAUUCAAACGAUAUGAAUUCAUUAUACAUGUAUGUUUAUAGAAAAUAACAUAAAAAAGCAAUAAUAUUAAAAAUAAUCUAACACUGCACAUCCUAUGUACAGUGGUUUACGCAUUAGCGUAGAACCGUGAUCUGGUAUACCACAAAACGUACUUAUCUGGAAAAUCGAUUAGCGAAACAAAUACAUAAUGCAUCUGCUCCAUAGCCCAUAAGAGCAAAGGAUUCACUGAUUUUGUUAAUUAUUAAGCUAAGUAUUAAUUUAUUAAAUAGAAUAAAUAAAAAAUUCCUUAUUCGUCUUGUUUGAAUAGAAAUUAAGUGGAUUGCAUGUUACAAUAUUGACACA
This is a messenger RNA of Zerene cesonia (dogface butterfly), 3625 nucleotides long. It is a transcript of the gene stw, whose product is annotated as laccase-2. NCBI's taxonomy places the organism in Eukaryota, Metazoa, Arthropoda, Insecta, Lepidoptera, Pieridae. The coding region runs from base 32 to 2323 and encodes 763 amino acids. Gene Ontology annotation, biological process: iron ion transport. The transcript is spliced from 9 exons. The record is from RefSeq and is a predicted model, not a curated record. Gene Ontology annotation, cellular component: plasma membrane. Gene Ontology annotation, molecular function: copper ion binding; oxidoreductase activity.